AUACUAGUGAUCACAGGAGCAGGUAAAGAAGUGAAAAGAAAUAAAUGAUAAGCAUAGCAACUCGUGAUAGUAACCUCUGAGAGAUAGGAUUAUCAACAGACUCUGGUAUUCCGGACUAUAGAGGUGACCAGAAAAGGGAACCUAUGUGCGUAACCCAAGACAUCGACCCAUUCUUUACCAUGAACUUCUUUCUUCUCAUCUCUAUCGACAAAGAUACUGGUCUCGUAGUUAUCUAGGAUGGCCAAAGAUGUCCCAAGCUUUACCAAACGGCUCGCACCAUGCACUUGCCUUGUUAACGACUCAGUCUUCCUAUAUCCAAAACAUCAUUACACAAAAUGUAGAUUAUCUUCAUACCAAGGCGAACACGCCCGUUGAAAGGCUGCUUGAACUACAUGGUACACUUUACAAGGUGGAAUGUAUGGACUGUGAUGCAGAGUAUGACCGGACCCUGUACCAACACCGUAUCCAUGCUCGUAAUCCAGCCUGGAAUGCGAUGUUAGGCGGUGAAACCAAGAUCAAUCCUGAUGGUGAUGUGGAGCUACCAGAUGGUGUAGCUUACGAUGAUUUUGACAUUCCACCUUGUACUUCCUGUGGUAGUCAAAAGAUGAAACCCAAGGUCGUCUUUUUUGGAGAAAAUAUCAAACCACACAUAACCAAAAGAGCAGAGCAACUCGUGAAUGACUGUUCUGCCGUUGUUAUCAUCGGCUCCUCACUUGCUACUUAUUCUUCUUAUCGACUCGUUAGAAUGGCUCAUCAACAAAAUAAACCCAUAGGUAUCCUUACCAAGGGACCAACGAGAGCAGAUAGUCUGAUGACAUGGAAAGGUGAAGUAGGCUGUACUCCUGUAUUAGUUGAGCUAUCAAGGCGCUUAAAAGGAACAAUGAAGACGACCAAGACAUGAAGAAGGAUAGUUUUGAAAAGAAAAACUUGAUUUAAUUAUGUUUAUUUGAUUGGCC
This is a messenger RNA of Rhizopus microsporus ATCC 52813, 956 nucleotides long. Its product is annotated as DHS-like NAD/FAD-binding domain-containing protein. Gene Ontology annotation, molecular function: NAD+ binding. The record is from RefSeq and is a predicted model, not a curated record. NCBI's taxonomy places the organism in Eukaryota, Fungi, Mucoromycota, Mucoromycetes, Mucorales, Rhizopodaceae. The transcript has 2 exons. The coding region runs from base 248 to 901 and encodes 217 amino acids.